Onychomys torridus (southern grasshopper mouse) is the source of this 332-nucleotide messenger RNA. Its product is annotated as 60S ribosomal protein L36-like. Gene Ontology annotation, molecular function: structural constituent of ribosome. Gene Ontology annotation, biological process: cytoplasmic translation. The record is from RefSeq and is a predicted model, not a curated record. Gene Ontology annotation, cellular component: ribosome; cytosolic large ribosomal subunit. Bases 30 to 332 code for a protein of 100 amino acids. NCBI's taxonomy places the organism in Eukaryota, Metazoa, Chordata, Mammalia, Rodentia, Cricetidae. The transcript has a single exon.
GUCGCGGCCGCCAUCUGAGAGCAGCAGCCAUGGCCCUGUGCUACCCCAUGGCCGUGGGCCUCAAGGAGGGCCACAAGGUGACGAAGAACGUCAGCAAGCCGAGGCACUGCUGGCGCUGCCGGCGCCUCACCAAGCACACCAAGUUCGUGCGGGACAUGAUCCUGGAGGUGUGCGGCUUCGCGCCCAUGGAGCUGCUGAAGGUGUCCAAGGACAAGCGCGCGCUCAAGUUCAUCAAGAAGAGGGUGGGCACGCACAUCCGCGCCAAGAGGAAGCGGGAGGAGCUGAGCAACGUGCUGGCCUCCAUGUGGAAAGCUGUGGCCAAGAAGGACUGA